Gopherus flavomarginatus (Mexican gopher tortoise) is the source of this 942-nucleotide messenger RNA. RefSeq names its product olfactory receptor 52D1-like. Gene Ontology annotation, cellular component: membrane. NCBI's taxonomy places the organism in Eukaryota, Metazoa, Chordata, Testudines, Testudinidae. Bases 1 to 942 code for a protein of 313 amino acids. The transcript has a single exon. Gene Ontology annotation, biological process: G protein-coupled receptor signaling pathway. The record is from RefSeq and is a predicted model, not a curated record. Gene Ontology annotation, molecular function: olfactory receptor activity; G protein-coupled receptor activity.
AUGGCAGCUUUCAACCUCACCCCCUCUGAGCCUUCAACAUUCUUCCUGACAGGCAUCCCUGGCCUGGAGGCUGCCCACAUCUGGAUUUCCAUCCCUUUCUCUACAUUCUACAUUAUCAGCCUGUUGGGAAACUUCACACUUCUGUGUGUUGUAGGUAAGGAGCAGACCCUACACAAGCCGAUGUACCUGCUGCUCUGCAUGCUAGCGCUCACAGACAUCGCCACACCUACCUUCGUCGUGCCAAAGGCACUGUGUAUAUUUUGGUUCAAUUUGAAAGGCAUUACUAUGGCUGGCUGCCUCACCCAGAUGUUCUUCCUCCACACGGUUUCUGUUAUGCACUCAGGCACCCUUGUGACAAUGGCCUUCGAUCGUUACGUUGCCAUAUGUAACCCUCUGAGAUACGCCACCAUCCUCACCAACGCACGAAUAGCUAAGCUCGGGCUUGUGGGUCUGAUAAGAGCUGUUCUGUUCAUUCUGCCUCUGCCCCUGAUCCUGAGUCAGCAGCCAUUCUGUGCCAACCGCAUAAUCCCCCACACGCAAUGUGAGCACAUAGCUGUGGCGAAGAUAGCAUGUGGGGACAUCACAGUCACCAGGAUAUAUGGCUUGGUGCUAAUAUUUGUAAUCAGUGGGUUUGACCUGACGCUCAUUGCCCUGUCCUACGGUCUGAUCAUCAGGGACGUCCUCAGAAUCUCCUCUAAGAACGCCCACCAGAAAGCCCUCAACACUUGCACAACCCACAUCUGUGUGAUGCUGACAUAUUAUACCCCUGGCCUCUUCUCCAAUCUCAUCUACCGGCUUGGUCAAGGCAUCACUCCCCAUGUUCACAUCAUCUUGGCUGACCUCUAUCUCCUCAUCCCUCCCAUGCUCAACCCGAUCAUUUAUGGGGUCAGAACCAAAGAGCUUCGUGACAAAGUAGACAAAUACACCUGCUGCAGAAGGUGA